Spinacia oleracea (spinach) is the source of this 1941-nucleotide messenger RNA. Its product is annotated as beta-fructofuranosidase, insoluble isoenzyme CWINV3. The coding region runs from base 31 to 1734 and encodes 567 amino acids. The transcript is spliced from 7 exons. The record is from RefSeq and is a predicted model, not a curated record. NCBI's taxonomy places the organism in Eukaryota, Viridiplantae, Streptophyta, Magnoliopsida, Caryophyllales, Amaranthaceae. Gene Ontology annotation, biological process: carbohydrate metabolic process. Gene Ontology annotation, molecular function: hydrolase activity, hydrolyzing O-glycosyl compounds.
CUAGCUAACUCUUAGCUGUGUUAUUUGAAUAUGAAUUACAUGGCAAUAACUGUUCUUUGGGCUGUACUUUUGUUCUUUGCAGCAGUUGCUAAUGGAGUUCAGACCACCAAGCAGCCUUACAGGACGGCCUACCACUUCCAACCUCCGAAGAACUGGAUGAAUGAUCCUAAUGGACCAUUGUACUAUAAAGGUGUUUACCAUCUAUUCUAUCAGUAUAAUCCUUACUCUGCAAUAUGGGGGAACAUGACAUGGGGUCAUUCAAUAUCACAUGAUCUUGUAAACUGGAUUCAUCUUGAACAUGCCCUUAAUCCAACCGACCCUUAUGAAUUGGGCGGUUGCUACUCCGGUUCAGUCACCGUGCUCCCAGGGGGUAGGCCUGUAAUUUUCUAUACUGGUGCAGAUGAUCAAAACUUCCAGUCACAGAAUCUAGCAUUCCCCAAAGACCCCUCUGAUCCUUACCUGAAAGAAUGGGUCAAGUCACCAAAUAAUCCUGUAAUUGCUGCAACAGAUGGUGAUAUUGAUCCUAGCAACUUCAGAGAUCCAACAACUGCUUGGCAAGCGUCUGAUGGCACGUGGCAAGUUCUUAUUGGUGGAAAGAUUGAUGGCCGAGGAAUAGCAUUUAGGUACCACAGUAAUGAUUUUGUUAAGUGGACUAGGAGUGAGAAGCCUUUUCACUCUUCAACAAGAACUGGAAUGUGGGAGUGUCCUGAUUUCUAUCCUGUGAGCAUUGAUAGUAAAGAUGGAGUUGAGAACUAUCUUAAGAAGGAAGAUACUAAAUUUGUUCUAAAGGCGAGCUUUCUUGAUCAUGAUCACUAUGUACUAGGCUUUUAUAAGACUGAAACAAAUGAAUUCGAGGUAGACAUAACUGACUUCAUGGAAGAUAAUACUGAUUGGAGAUAUGAUUAUGGUAGUAAGUUUUAUGCUUCAAAGACAUUUUUUGAUGGUGAGAAAAAAAGACGAAUAUUAUGGGCGUGGAUAUUGGAGGCUAAUGGUAGAGAAAAUGACAAGAAAAAGGGAUGGUCAGGGCUUCAGUCUUUACCUCGAGAAGUAUGGCUUAGUACUAGUGGGAAGCAAUUAAUACAGUGGCCAAUCCAAGAGAUUGAAAGUCUUCGCAAGGGUAAAGUAGCAAUCCAUGCCCAGGAGCUCGAGAGUGGAUCGUUUGUUGAGGUUGGUGGCAUCACAGCAGCUCAGGCUGAUGUGGAGGUGUCAUUCGAGUUGACAAACUUAGAAGAUGCAGAGGAGAUGGAACCUAGUUGGAAUGAUCCUCAGCUGAUCUGUGCUCAGAAAAAUGCAGCAGAAGAAGGCAAGUUUGGACCAUUUGGAUUGCGGGUUUUGGCUUCUAAUAACUCAACUGAAGAAACUGUAGUUUUCUUCCGGGUGUUUAAGAAUCACACUAGGCAUAUUGUACUGAUGUGUAAUGAUUUGAGCAGAUCUUCCUUAAGCAAAGUGGUUGAUAAAACUAGCUUUGGAGCUUUCGUUGACAUCGAUCCCCUUCAGGAGAAGAUUUCACUUAGAACCUUGAUCGACCAUUCAAUUGUGGAAAGUUUUGGUGGGGAAGGAAAGGCGUGCAUCACAGCCAGAGUAUACCCAAUUUUAGCCAUUGACAAGGAAGCAAAAAUGUUUGUGUUCAACAAAGGAAACCUUAGCAUAAAAAUGUCGAAGCUGAAUGCUUGGAGCAUGAAAGAAGCCAAGAUAGUUCCUUUUGUGAAACGAAGAAAGUCCGGUCAUGACUAACAUUAAGGUAAUAGAAACUAGAAAGUAGAAAACACAGGUAGCAAGCCUGCAAAUGAUCAUUCUUGUGGCUUGGCUACUGCUAGAAAAUCCAAAAGUUUAGAAUUCGAAUUUCAUGUAUAAUUUUUUUGUUCUGAGAUGUCUGUCGUAUUUCAUGAUCUUUCUAAUUAUAUCUGGGAAAUAACUGAUUCAAAUUUUGUUUGAACUCCA